UCAUACAGAUUAUGCUCAGUGAACGUUCGAUCAGAUGCAGAAGUAUACAUUGUAUUACAUUCGAUCAGAUACAGAAGCAUGCCUUGUAUGCUCAAAAGAAAAGAAUGUUGAGAAGAAGAACAUCAGUAAUUUUUCUCUGUCUGUGCGUUGCUUUGUCUUUACAUUAUUAUCAAGCAUUCAUCAAUAUUUUCAUAUUUAACAGACAGCUUCUAUAUAAACGACAACAACAGCAGCAACAACAAGAAUGUUUUAAGAACAGAUUUGAAAACACUCUUCUUAUCAUAAUCUUCAACUUCGGACUUUAUGAUCACAUCCCACUCCUUAAAAAGCUGUACCAGACUACCUUUCCAAACAUUGUGUUUUGCGGACCGACCAUGUCGCAUAAUUUUACCAUUGUCACCGCUGAUAUUUACAAUGGUUACUUUAGCUACCAUUGCUUACCCAUGAUUAUGCGUAAUUAUGCAAAUUAUGAUAAUUAUUCUGGAUAUUUAUUUAUAAACGAUGAUGUGUUGUUAAACUUCUGGAAUUUGCCAAGAUUGGACACAAAUGAAAUCUGGGAAGGUCCAAAGAAGCCUAUUAGUGUUGGUACAUUUCACAGACCAGAUCAUUGGUAUUGGUGGGGAAGCAGAUGGGGAUUAAAGAACUGUAUAAAAACUUUAAAUAAAACUCGAGUGUCGGGAGAAAAUCAUGUUGCUGAAUUUUAUAACACUUUAAGAAAAAACAACAAGAAUGGCCAUAAACAAUGCUACGGUGGCCGAUCCGAUGUAUUUUACAUACCGCGAAGAUUUUUACACCAAUUUGUGUACUUAGCCAAAAUGUUUCGCAGUAGUGACGUAUUUCUUGAAAUUGCUGUUCCGACAAUACUGCGCAUGCUCGAUAACCAGAGCAAAUUCCAACAUCUUAAAGGCGUUUACUUACCUGGAAGGGCUGGAACCGAGCCAGUUGUUAAUAGCAACUAUCUAUGGAGUGUGUAUAAUGCUGACCUAGACUUUAUACAUCCAGUAAAACUUCACUACGGCGAAAAUUCGACGAAAAAUUAUCUCAUUCUUGAGACUUUUAUUCAGCCAAAAAUCAACAAACUUGUUCAUUGUUAAACAUUGUUGAUUGUUUUUACUCUAACUUUUGCACAAUUAUUUGUGAACUAUUCCAAAGAAACCAGACAACACCAACCUGGUACAAACGUCUUUGUCAAAAAGAGACAAAAGACUUUCGUUAGUAAGAACCUCUUGCUAACCAUAUAAAAUUCGCUGAAGUUUGUGAGUAGUGUUGCAGUCAUAAAAGGAGUAUUUGUUAUUAUCCUACUAUAGCUGACGAUUUAAAAAGUAAUUUGAAAGACGAACUUGUAUACGUUGAAACAAGGCUGAGUAUUUGGCUACGUAAUCUGUAGUUUCACAAAAAUCUUUUUUUUUUCCUCCCCAAGCCCCUUUUACCUUCCCAACGCCCCCCUUCC
Molecule: messenger RNA, 1450 nt
Organism: Hydractinia symbiolongicarpus
Lineage: Eukaryota; Metazoa; Cnidaria; Hydrozoa; Anthoathecata; Hydractiniidae
Exons: 2
Coding region: 12-1094 (360 amino acids)
Source: RefSeq, a predicted model, not a curated record